UUUUCUAGAUUACCCUACCGAUGUGUUGAAUGCCUAUCAAAGGAUUUAAAAAUCAUAACUUAAAGAAAAGUACGGUGAGACGUGAAUCGAAAUCAAGAUUUUACUGAUCAAAAUAGUGAAAUGCCAGUUGUACCAGGAGGAAUCUACCAACAAACUCCUACAUGUUGGGACAAGAUAAAAAUGGGUUUCACGAUUGGAUUUUGUGUCGGCCUAUCAUCUGGUGCUCUGUUCGGAGGAUUUUCUGCACUUAAGUGUGGAUUAAGAGGCACAAGACUCAUACACAGUGUUGGGAAAAUAAUGCUUCAAGGUGGUGGAACAUUUGGCACAUUUAUGGCCAUAGGAACUGGGAUAAGAUGCUAGUACUUGUGUUCAUAAUUUAGGAAACAGAGGAUUGUAAUUUGAGAGCACUUGUUGAUUUUUUAAUAAAAGAUUUCUAAGGA
Dufourea novaeangliae is the source of this 440-nucleotide messenger RNA. Its product is annotated as reactive oxygen species modulator 1. The transcript is spliced from 3 exons. Lineage: Eukaryota; Metazoa; Arthropoda; Insecta; Hymenoptera; Halictidae. Bases 121 to 360 code for a protein of 79 amino acids. Gene Ontology annotation, cellular component: TIM23 mitochondrial import inner membrane translocase complex. The record is from RefSeq and is a predicted model, not a curated record. Gene Ontology annotation, biological process: protein import into mitochondrial matrix; protein insertion into mitochondrial inner membrane.